AUGAUGUCACGCUACUUUUGGCUAUGUAUAGUAUUAAGUGCAUCAUAUGCAGUUGCUGUCGAGGUGAGUGUCUGUCAAGACGCCACAUAUGACAUUUCUGUAGAUGUAAAGACACUGUGUGCCGGCGCAGGCUCUAAGCCCACGGGCUGGAACUGUCCUAAAGCCGGUGACGUGGCUGUGGUCGACUGCCUCUCGACUCUUGCAUCGUUUAAAAGCGGAAGCUGUGUAGCACCCGAGGAUGCUGUAUGUGAAGUCGUGAAUGGAAACACGUGGGGAUGUGUGUUGCCUUCUGUGGGUUGCAAUCACACGCUGACAGAGAAGGUGGUUUCAUGUGAGACGUGGGACUACAGCGGCGACAUGUCAGGAGAUAGCUUCGGAUCGUUUGAUGGUAACGAGGACUAUGACGAGAGCUGGUUUAUGAAGACUACAGAACUGAGCAAGCUCACUAAUUGUGAAAGCAAUCCUACACCUGCACCGAUAACUUCAACGCCAAAAGCGACACCUGCGCCGACAACUACAACGCCACCUGCACCGAAAACUACAACGCCAAAAGCAACACUUGCACCUACAACUACAACGCCAUCUGCACCGAAAACUGCAACGCCUAAAGCAACAACUGCACCGACAACUGCAACACCCAAAGCGACCCCAUCACCUACGACGCGGACGACUACGUCUGCAGAUUCGAAAGGCUGUGAAAAGGAGGAAGAGAAAGAGGCGUCGAAAUUGACGGCAACAGGUGAUAAGGUUACAGACACUGAGAUAAAAGAGCAAACAUCAAUACCGCUACUGUGUUUGACACAGACGGUAAUGCCGGAGUCGACGCUGACUUCAACAAACAAUUCGAAACCGGUGCUGGCAAAGUGCAAUGAGUCGUUAAGUGACAUCUCUGACGUCGGAACCAAAGGUAACAACAAGGAGACGAAGCUUGAAGAUAAGAAUAGCAGGGCUGGCAACUCGGCGGUCGUAACGUUUGCAGCUGCAGAUGUUGCUCACUAUGGAAAGCUUAGUGAUGAGAUGCUGGAGGGAAUUGCAGCUGUGGUAGCUUUUGCUGCUGUUGUUGUGGCUGCCAUCUUGAUUGUGUACAUUAAGAAGCGACACAUGAAGGAAGAUGAGCUAGAAGAAGAAGAAGAGGAAAACGCAGAUGAUGAAGACGAGAACGAAGAAGACGAGGAUUCUGAGGGAGAGUUUCAAGAAUCUUCUCUGCUAGCUCCACCAACGCCUGGCGUGACGGCAGGAACAGUAGCGACAACGCCUGCAGCUGCCACCGCAAAGGCGACAUUACCAAUGAUCACACCGCAUACAAGCGCUUAA
Messenger RNA from Peronospora belbahrii, 1314 nucleotides. Lineage: Eukaryota; Oomycota; Peronosporomycetes; Peronosporales; Peronosporaceae. The record is from the annotation of a GenBank genome assembly.